AUUCAAUUGCAGCGAAAAAUUUUUAUCAGUGCACAAUCUGACAGCUUGAGAAUUGAGCGAGCAGCAGAAAAAAAGUUCAUCAAUUUAUUUCUCUUGUUCGUUGUUCAUUUUUGUGUGUUGGAAAAGGUGGCAAAAGUACCGCAAAAAUCACACGAAUCCCACAUUGAAUCUUCACAUUAGCAGCACACACACACGGUCUUUACGUGAAUUUACCUUGCGAGUACUUUUCGUGGAAUAUAAUUUUUGUUCACUCCAAUUCGUGCUCUCCCACAAAACACAAAGAAAAGAAGAAGUUCGCCUUUGAACAAUAGUGCAUUAAAAAACGAAAGAAAAGUCCGAGCCACUCAUCAAAUUGGGAGUGAAAACUUAAUUGCUUUCCUCGAUAUCUUUCACGAGAGCUGUACAAUGACUGCCGCAGUUUUUUAGCAUCUAGAAAAGUUCUGUUAACGUGUAAAGUGUUUGGGAUUUUUGGUGCCGUACCGCAUGGCAGCCCUCCUAGUAUCACGUGCUUCUAAACCUGGUGAUCGGAUUUCACCAAUUCUCCGUCUACCUGUGAGGAGAAAACCGAAAGAUUCAAGUUCAAAGGUUUUCCGCAUGCUCGCCCCACAUUUAGAUCCAUUUAGGCGUCAAUUUCGCCGUGAUUUAACGGAAUGGAUGUCAAUAGACCACAUCAAGACAAUAGCAGCAAUCAAUCAGUUAGUUACUCUACUAAUCCUGGUGUUAGCAAAUCAAACGGCAGCGGAAAAUACGUGCAGCGAACGCCUUUCAGCCAAAGUGGGAGGAAUGGUCUCGGUUCGCCGGGAAGUGGAAAAGUCCAAAGUGGUGGAGAUGAGCAGCAGUAUAGGGGAAAUGGUGGAGCAGAAGGUGGUACCCUUGCAACAGGAGGCGGUGAAAAUGUAAGGAAAUUGGCGUCAAGCAAUAGUGUGGGAAGUGGUGCCAUUGAUGAUCCAGAAACUAGAGAUCCUCUCUCAAGUGAGGAGAGUGAAAUUGCAACGGGGAUCAGUGAAUGUGGUACAGUGCGCUUAGAUGAUGGUGUGAGUGUUUUCAGUGAUGGUAAUUGCCAUGGGAGCAAGAGUGAUGGAAGUCAGGAGACAACCAUUGAUGUUAGUGAUGAGAAAUGUGAAGAAAUUAAGCCAUUACUCAUUUUUGAGCAUCACACCGAGAAGUAUCCGCGAAAGCCGCCCAAGAGUAUUGUUAAAUCACCGUCAACACAGAGUUUCAAAGCAGAGUCAUUCUACAAAAAGUAUCACGAUAAGCCACGAUUGAGUUUACAAUGUGGAGCCGGGGAUCCGGAACGUCCUGUUUUACAUGUUCAAUUUUUGCAGGAGAAGGGCAAAGGAGAAUCAAAUGCAAAGGAUGCACCUCAGGGUGGUGCGGAGGAGAGAAAGGGUGCCUGCAGCAGUCCCGUUGGGAGUAUAACAUCACGUACAUCGGGUUCGAGUAGUAGCAGUUCAUCGGAUGAGGAGAACAGCUCACUGGGUCACUAUGCCGAAGCGAGAGCACCCGAUGGUGGAUGGGGGUGGGUGGUUGUUGCAGCGGCAUUCAUGGUGAAUCUCAUUGCCGAUGGUAUCACCUUCAGUUUUGGCGUUAUUUUUGUGGAAUUCCUAAAUUAUUUUCGCGAAGGAAAGGCCAAAACGGCAUGGAUUGGAUCUCUUUUCAUGGCAAUGCCCCUCCUAUCGGGACCAAUUGCCUCCUUUCUCACCGAUCGCUAUGGAUGCCGGUGUGUCACUGUAGUCGGCUCUAUCCUUGCCGCCACGGGAUUUAUGAUAUCGGCAUUUUCCACCUCAAUGGAGAUGCUUUUUUUUACAUUUGGAAUCCUGGCUGGCUUCGGAUUGAGUUUGUGCUACGUGGCCGCGGUGGUCAUAGUUGCAUACUACUUCGACAAAAGGAGAUCCUUUGCCACGGGACUAUCGGUGUGUGGCAGCGGAAUUGGGACAUUCAUCUUCGCACCACUCACGCAGGUCCUCCUGGAGGAGUAUGGAUGGCGAGGAACGACCCUUAUUCUCGCUGGUGUAUUCCUCAAUAUGACUGUUUGUGGGAUGUUGAUGCGAGAUCUCGAGUGGACGACCCACCGUGCGAAGAAAUCACGUGAAAAGGAGAAACUUCGCAAGAGCAAGAUGGGCAUAUCGGCGGAUUCCAUGAGCAAUAGUACCAAUACGGGUGGAACUGCGAGUAAUCAUCAGCAUGGAUCGGGAUCGGGAAAUCAUGAUGCUGACGAUGAGUUUUGCAAUGACCACUUGAGGGCUGAUGCAAAGAGUUUUGAAGCUGAUGAUUGCCGACAAUUUAGUUCUCUCAUUGCACUGCCGACCUUUGUGAGGACAGGCGAAAAGGUACCGCCGGAGGUGUUGGAGCUCCUAUCGACACACAAAAAUGCCCUACUGUUGCACAACUAUCAGGGGAUGGUGCAUUCGCGGAGUUUCAGUGAAGCUCUCUCGACUGCAAUGUCCCCCGAAGGAGCGCUCAGUCCGUCGAAUCUCGAUCGUAGCCCCAACACAACCAUACCACGGGGACAAUCGCGUAAACACCGUCUGCAGGGCAAUGAGCAAGAACUAUUGGCCAUCCUCAAGAGAGACAAUCACCAAAAUCGCGAUAAACCAACAAUGGCAUAUUUUAAGGAUCUCCGUAUGCACAGGCACUCACUCACCUACCGUGGGGCCAUGCUCAAUAUAAAUAGGUAUCGCCUGAGGGCCUCCUCAUGCCCGGACAUCUAUAGAAAUUCAAUGACGACAAUCGCAAAGGAGAAGACACAGUGGUACCAUGGGAUAAGUGAAUUUAAGAAUCUUUUUGUGGACAUCCUGGAUUUUUCCCACUUUACUGAUAUACGAUUCUUACUGUUUGCCAUAUCAAAUUUUCUACUGUACACAUGGUACGAUGUACCGUAUGUGUAUCUGGCAGACAAUGCCAUUGGGAUUGGAUUCUCGGAGACGGAUGCAUCUGUGCUGAUAUCAAUCAUUGGCAUUGUCAACAUGUUUGGGGAGAUAUGCCUCGGCUGGAUUGGGGAUAGAAAGUGGGUGAAUCCAACGUUGGUCUAUGCACUCUGUAUGGCACUCUGUGGGGCUGUUGUUGGACUUGUGCCACUUCUCCAAAGCUAUCAGGCACUUUCGGCCAUUUCUGGGGCCUUUGGACUCUUUAUAGCGGCUAAUUAUUCACUUACCAGUAUUAUUCUGGUCGAAUUGAUCACCUUGGAGAGAUUUACGAAUGCUUAUGGACUGUUGCUGCUGGUGCAAGGGAUUGCUAAUCUCGUUGGUCCACCCCUUGCAGGGUGGAUCUUUGAUUUGACUGGAACAUACAAGUGGUCUUUCUACUUUGCUGGAUUCUUCAUAGCAGUCUCUGGUGGGAUGCUCGUGAUCCUUCCGGCAUUGGGAAAGUACCGACGAUACAGGGCUCUGAAGAGACAAAAUUCGGAAAGUAAGAAUGAAGCACCAUCCAAUUCAACGGAUUGUCCUUCGGAUAAAUCGAAUGGAACAACUAUUCUAAGUGACUGUUUUCGUAAAGACUUGGGCAAAGGUAAUGGGCAAAUAAAUCACGUUUAGGUUAGAUUUUUUGUGGGAUACACACACCAUCGCGUAGUGGGAGAGAAAAAAGUUGUUAUUACCAAUUUAAAAUUUAAAAAAAAAUUGAAAUGCGUACAAAAUUGCGCAAAUAUGAGGAAUAUUAGUAGUAUGUACCAUACUGAAUACACAGAAUCUUUCUUACAUAGUUUAAAAACAAACAAAGAGUGAAAAACAACAUGAAAUUCCCUUUUUAAAAGAUUUCUCCCUCUUGGAGAGAAUCGAAAACCAAUUGAUUUAUUGAAUUAAAAAAAAAAAACACCUCCAAUCAAUUUUAAUAUCCACUCUAAUGCGUUUCGAGUGAAUAAUAAAUAUAUAUACUUGAAGAUUUCUUGUUGAAAAAAAUUUCGAAGACGAACAUUAUAAAUUCUUCCAAAUGCUAAAUAAAAAAAAACAAAUUGAGACAUUUACAAUUUUGCAAAGAAAAAGAAGCGAAAAUUGCGUGCUACGUGCACAUGGCAGAUUAAUGUAGAUUAAUUAGAAACAAAAUUACAAAAUCGUUCGAAUUAUUCUAAUAUGAUCUACUAUAUACAACAACAUAGUAAAGUACUUCAAGAAAUAUAACCGCAGUUGUAAAGAAACAAAAUGUACCCACGUUAGAUAUCCCAAUCAUUUUCUUUUCGUUUUCAUUACCUAAAUUAAUUUUCUUCUAUAAAUGUGAGAAGUAAUUUUGUAAUUUAUGAGCUGUGAUCACCAUAUAGAGGAAAGGGAGACAAGCAAAGUAUAAGAGAGAGUGACGAAAAUGAUGAUUAAAAGUGAUUUCGUGGCGAAAAAUGUAUGAUUUUUUAUCUGCUAAAAAGUGAAGUCAGUGAGAAAAACUUUCAAUUGGAUAAAGAUGGGGGAAAAAAGUGAAAAUAUUUUUAUAGAAUGAAAAAAAAAUUCAAAAGAAUACAAUUUGAAAACAAAUUUCUAAGAAAAAGCAUAACUGCAAACUAUAUAGUAAUGUAAUUUCUAAAUAUUUGACCUGGAAGAAUUGGGUAGAAUAUUUAGUUUGAAAAUUGCAAGACUUAAAAAAAAAGUUAUUAAUUUUUUUAGUAGAUAUUGAUAUUGUAUAAAAAAAAUCUUUAUUGAAUUUUCAAAGGAAUUUGAGAAAAAAAUUUAGAACUUUGCAUAAAACCUUCAUGUAAUUAGAGGUAUUAGAGAAUCGAUUAUGUACUGCUCUCAGUUUUUACUUCAAAAAAUCUUUUAAUAAAAAUUAAGCUAAUGCUAAAGAAAUAAAAUAUUUUUGCUAAAUAAUCUUUUCCAAAAGUAAAGAAAGUUCUAUUCUAACUAAUUCUUCCAGCUCAUAAAUAGCACAAUUUCUUGCAAUAAUUAUAUCGGUGAGCAUAAAAAAGAGGAGAUUUUACAUUUAAAAAUAUAUACGUAUUUAUAAAAAAAAAAAAGUAAACGACAUGAUAUUUGGGUGUGUCUUGAAGAUGAAAUAAAAUGCGUGGAAAUGGAUGUGAAUUUUUGCAUAAGAUUUAAGUGAAAAAAAUAUGAAAUUAAAAGUGAAAUGAUUAAAAUCGAGAAGAAGUCUGACACAAAUGAAAAAAAUCAAGAUAUUGCCGAAGUUAAUUUUUGUGCUAAAUUAGACGUUACAAAAUAUAGAUUUUAGAUAGAAGCGUGAAAGAUUUUCUUUUUUAUUAUUUUAAAAUAAAACUAUUCUUUCUCCUCAAAUGGCGAUCCUUUUCGUUGUUGUAAAAGUAAAAAAAAAAGAUCCCGAGUGAUUGUAUUUGAAGAUUUAUUAUAACUACCUACAUGAUUAUAUACAAUUAUUCUGGAAGGAAGUUACGUAUAAUAGACUCCAUGGCAUUAACGGAUGACAAUUAAAAUCGUUCAUUGGAAGACUUUUAGUGUGGAUUUGCCAUGAUCGGGAUCCGCUACGAAUGCGGUUCAGAGUUGAUUUUAAUUGCUCUUCAUAUGUCCGUUGAUGCCAUACCACCAAUGUUAUAUAGAAGCAUAAUAUUAUGGUCAAAAGAAAAAUCGAAAAAAAAAAUAAUUUUCUGAAUAUUUUAUAUAAAAAUAUAUUUGGUGUUAUUUGAGGAUUUUUAAAGUAUAAAAUAUAAUCGCAAAAUGAUGGAUAUCUAAAGGACAGUGGAAGCGGUAUCGUGUAUGCAGUGCGUUUGAUAAGAUGAGUAUUUUCUUUCCAAUGAUGUAGUUUAAAAAUGAAGAAAAAGAGAGAGAAGAAAAUGAGAAAUAUAUAUAUUUUUUCUCUACUUUAUUUAUCCUUUUGAUGAAGUACUUGAUGAUGCAAAAAAAAUUCUACAAAUUCAUAGUUUAUAGAUUUAAAAAAAAUGACUUUAAUGAAAAACUGAUAUAAAGCAUAAUAUUAAAAAUAAAAAUUUCUAGCUAUCCCUUACACUUUGAGAUAGAAAGGAAUGGUGGGCAGUGCACCAUGUAUGAUUGAGAAGUAUCUCUCACAUGAAAUUAAUACUGUUUAAGUAGCGAAAUCUCUGAUUAAUAAACCAGAAAUGAAAAAUAUAAAAUAUUCAA
This is a messenger RNA of Lutzomyia longipalpis, 6023 nucleotides long. RefSeq lists its product as uncharacterized. Gene Ontology annotation, biological process: monocarboxylic acid transport; transmembrane transport. Gene Ontology annotation, molecular function: monocarboxylic acid transmembrane transporter activity. The transcript is spliced from 7 exons. Bases 651 to 3533 code for a protein of 960 amino acids. The record is from RefSeq and is a predicted model, not a curated record. NCBI's taxonomy places the organism in Eukaryota, Metazoa, Arthropoda, Insecta, Diptera, Psychodidae.